AUGUAUAUUCGUAAUGCACUGCUCAUAAGGUUGAAAAUUCUUCGGCAGCCCACAACCGGUUUCGCCCUUUUCGGGACUCAUCAGUUGAAAUUCGAAAUGUCGGAAUUCCCGCUCAUUAUAACACCAAUAAGUCUUCAGGAGUUUUAUCUACGUUUCAUGCUACUCAAUAAACCAUGCAUUUUUGGACAGUGGAUUACAGAGGGUUGGUUAGCACGGAGACUUUGGUGUAAUGCCAUCGGCGACAUAGAUAUCGAACGCAUAUUUCAACCCUUUCCUAGAGACCGAAUUUUAUGCGUUGGCGACUGUUCACGCCUGGAAUUUGAUGCCCAUCCGUCAAUCGAAAUGACCGUCGCUGACUACCUCACCUAUUGGCGUGAUUUUCAUCAGGGCACUGAUGAUCGCACGUUGUAUUUGAAGGACUGGCAUUAUUUUAAAGCUACAGAUACUGAGUACUACCAAGUCCCAACACUGUUCAUGUCCGAUUGGAUGAAUGAAUUCUGGCGUAUUCGCCCCGAUGUGCGAGAUGAUUUCCGCUUUGUAUAUCUGGGUACAAAGGGUACUUGGACACCACUGCAUGCGGACGUCUAUCAUUCAUACAGCUGGUCUGCAAAUAUAUCUGGCAUCAAGCGAUGGUGGUUUUUCCCUCCAGGCGAAGAAACGAAGUUGAAGCGUAAUGGCCGAGUUCCAAACGACAUCCGGAAUAUACAAUUGGAUAACGGGGAUAUAAAUUAUGUUCAGAUUGAUCAGCAUCCGGGACAAGUUGUAUUUGUUCCCUCUGGCUGGUAUCACCAAGUGGUAAAUCUUAUCCCGUGGCCGCAACCCUUUGAGGAUGGGGAUGUUCGAACCUUCCUGGAGGACUUUGAGGAGGUGGCGGAGGCUGCCUGGCUGGAGACCGACCGGGGUAAGUUGGCAGCGCUGAAGACCCUCCUCAAGGACCGGGCGAAGGCAGCCCUGGAUGCGGCCAGAAAAGGCCCUCGGAAGAUGGACUGGGCCGCCGCGAAGGAAGUCCUUGCAGCGGAGUUGGACACGCCGGUCGACCGCCAGGAGGCUAUGAGGCGGUUCAAGACGGCCAGGAUGGCACCCGGAUCUGACCCGACCGUGUUCUUCGCCGGCUUGCAGCAGUUGUUGGAUCGCGCUUUGCCGACGCUGGGCGGAGUGUCGCGACACCAGUUGCUGUCGGAUCAGUUCGUCGAAGGUGUGCAGCCCGCGCUUGGUGCCCAGUUGCGGUUGGCACGAGCAACUGGCCAGUUGAGUGUGGAGGAGCUGACGGAUUGUCUUUCCAUCAACCACAAUUGGUUCAACGCAACAAAUGUCAAUUGGGUCUGGCAGCAUUUGCAAAAUCAACUGGUAGCGGUGGAAGCAUCCACUGAAGAUGUUCGUGAUACCCCUGGAUGGCGUGAACAGUGUCAAAUUUGUUUGCGUGCCUUGGCGGGAAUCGAUUUUUUCGAAUAUGCUCUUCUACUCAAAUACAUUUUGUUCACUCGAUGGCCCGGAAACGAUAAACCCCCUUCAUCCAAUUUCCAAAGCCUGGCUGAAGAAGAUGCCAGUGAGGCAGAUCAGUUAUCAUCUCUGAACAACAAAAUAGACCACGAGUUGAUUCAACUGUUCCGCCGAGAGCCGGAUCAUCUAAAGUUGAUUCGCGAAAAGCCAAAGUGCUGGAUGGAACUUAUUCCAGAGGUGGUGACAGAUUGCAGGCAAGAAUUACCCACUUGGGUUCGUCUACAUGAUUUCGUGAGCGCUUUUGAAAGUCUUCGGUUGGUCUCCCAAAACCCCAUUGUGAAGGUUUUAAAGUUGAUGUCAGAACCACUGUAUUCAAUGCUCAAUUUUGCAUAAACUUUUCAGGUG
Messenger RNA from Opisthorchis viverrini, 1845 nucleotides. RefSeq lists its product as hypothetical. The coding region runs from base 1 to 1833 and encodes 610 amino acids. Gene Ontology annotation, biological process: protein hydroxylation; negative regulation of gene expression; positive regulation of translational termination. Lineage: Eukaryota; Metazoa; Platyhelminthes; Trematoda; Opisthorchiida; Opisthorchiidae. Gene Ontology annotation, cellular component: cytoplasm; nucleus. The record is from RefSeq and is a predicted model, not a curated record. Gene Ontology annotation, molecular function: histone H4R3 demethylase activity; sequence-specific DNA binding. The transcript has 9 exons.